Brienomyrus brachyistius is the source of this 2609-nucleotide messenger RNA. RefSeq names its product rap1 GTPase-GDP dissociation stimulator 1-like. The coding region runs from base 332 to 2011 and encodes 559 amino acids. The transcript has 15 exons. Gene Ontology annotation, cellular component: cytosol. The record is from RefSeq and is a predicted model, not a curated record. Gene Ontology annotation, molecular function: guanyl-nucleotide exchange factor activity; protein binding. Gene Ontology annotation, biological process: positive regulation of GTPase activity. Lineage: Eukaryota; Metazoa; Chordata; Actinopteri; Osteoglossiformes; Mormyridae.
UUAUUAUGUGAACUUAUUGUCUUCGCCAAUUAUUAGAUUUAUAGUUGGGGGGGGGGGGGGGAUUUAAAGGUGCCAGUUCACAAAUGGUGUGUUGGAGGUGAGGACGGGGUCCGCCUGGCAAGAUCGCAGGGGCAUCGCGGCAUUCCUGCCGUCGCUCAACCGAGAUUGCAAAUGUUAGAUGUGCCGCCCGUAAGGGACUAAGUGUUGGUCUUGUGUGGUUCUGAAAAAAGGCGGAUCUUGCCAGUGUGUUAACUGGACCUCGACGUUCCGGUCCCGUACUGCUGAACCUGAGCCCGACACGCCCCGGACUAACGAGCGCUUACAGAACCUAAUGGGAGACAGCCUGUGCGAGGCCCUGGAGAAGCUGCAGCUAGCUUUGGCUGACGGCACAGCAGACAGCAUAGAGGCCUGCUUGGACUGUCUGCUGAAAGCCCUGCUACUCAACAAUGCAGAAGCCAGUGAGAAGAUCGCAGAGGCCCAGGUCCUCUCUCAGUUCCCUGCUCUUUUGGACCCACAGGCCUCCUGCUCAUCCAAGGCAGCUAACAUCAUAGCCGAAGUCACCAGGAAUGACUUCAUGCGGAGCUCCUGUGUGGAUGCCGGCCUCGUCCCUCCACUGGUGCGGUUGCUGCACUGUGAAGACCAGGAGGUCCUGCUGCAGACGGGCCGAGCCUUGGGCAACAUCUGCUACGAGAGCCAAUCUUUACAAGCACAGCUGGUCAGCCUGGGCGUGAUCCCCACCCUGGUGAAGCUUCUCAGUGUCCAAUCCCACAAUGCAGCAGUGACAGACAUGUGCCUGGCUGCCUUCACCAGUUUGGCGGAGCUGGAGUCGAGUAAGGAGCAGUUUGCCUCCACGGACAUCGCUGGGGAGCUGGUCAAGCUCCUCCAGAGGCAGGUGGAGCCAGAGAAGAAGGAGAUGAUUUUGGAAGUCCUCGUCCCACUGGCAGAGAACGACCCGAUCAAGCUGCAGCUGGUGGAGGCUGGAUUGGUGGAGUGUUUGCUGGAGCUGGUGGACCAGACAGUAGAUGGGAAGCUGGAGGAGGAUGCGGUCGAGCUGAAGACGGCCUCGGACCUCAUAGUGCAGCUGCUUCUAGGAGAUGAAUCCAUGCAGAAACUGUUUGAAGGAGGUGCGGGUUGUGUGUUCCAGAAGGUUCUCUCAUGGGUGCCCUCCCACAGCCACCAGCUGCAACUGGCUGGGGCUCUGGCCAUCGCCAACUUCUCUCGUAACGAUGCAAACUGCAUCCACAUGGUGGAAACGGGCAUCGUGCAGAAGCUACUGGCGUUGCUGGAGCGUCAUGCCGUCGAUGGCAACGUCACCGUGCAGCACGCCGCCCUCAGCGCCGUGAGGAACCUCGCCAUCCCCGUGGUGAACAAGUCCAAAAUGCUGUCGAUGGGCACGGUGGACGUGGUGCUGAAGCUGCUGCCCUCGGAGAUGCCCGUGGUGCAGUUCAAGCUGCUGGGGGCACUGCGGAUGCUCGUAGAUACGCAGGCGCAGGCCGCGGAGCAACUGGGCACCAACCCCGUACUGGUGCAGCGGCUGCUGGAAUGGUGUGAUGCCAAGGACCACGCUGGGGUGAUGGGCGAGUCCAACCGGCUACUGUCCGCCCUCAUCCGGCACAGCAAGUCAAAGGAUGUGGUUCGAAUGAUCGUCCAGGGAGGCGGUGUGAAGCACUUGGUUGCCAUGUCGACGAACGAGCAUGUGAUCAUGCAGAACGAAUCCCUGGUGGCUCUUGGGGUCAUCGCGGCCCUGGACUUGGGCGUGGCAGAGGGAGACUUUGAGAGAAGCGGCUUGGUGCAGGUUCUGCACAGGUUGCUGUCGGACGAGCACAGCGCCCCUGAGAUCCAGUAUAAUUCCAUGAUCCUUGUCUGUUCCAUCAUGGGUUCUGAGUCCCUGCACCGAGCUGUUCGGAACCUGGCCUUCCUGGACCUGGUGGCCAAGCUGCGAGCGCAUGAGAACCAGACGGUGGCCCGGCAGGCAUCGUUGACGGAGCAGAGGCUGACGGUGCAGGGCUGAGGGACCAUAACGCCUCUGCAUGCCGACAUGAAACCUGAGCCCCAUCUGAGGCGCCCUCACCAUCCUUCCAGCAAAACAGAACCAUUUUUUUCUACAUUGUCGCGACGGCGCCCCCUUUUGGGCUGGCUGCUCACUGUCCCGUCAUUGAUAUACCGGCAUUCAUCCUCAAAGGCCUGUGUGUUCACCCCACCCCCCCAAAAUUUAUAUCUACCCCACCUUCCCUGGCUGUUUGAGAGAACAGGUGAAGGGUGCCCCCUGCUGGUCAUCCUUGAUUAAAAUGUCCAAGAAAUUCCAAAUCAUAGUGUUUAGGAUGCUGACGUGGUGUCGUGUUCAGUGUGUGGAGGAGGUCACAUGACAGAGUGCUGGAGCCAGUGUCCCUGAAGGAGCAACUCAGCCACAGAGCUGGGCCCGCACCACGGCACUCUACCGUAGUUGUGUUUAGCGUCUGGCUUCUGUGUAUUGCGACCUGCAGCAUCCCCUGUCGGGAAAUCCUGUCCGGCCUCCCACUAAGCACAAGUAUGAUUGCUGUACAUUUCCGCUGGAAUGAAAACGACGACCAGAAAAUGAUGCCGAUAUUAAAGCUAAUCUUUAACGAUCA